Molecule: messenger RNA, 1896 nt
Organism: Cladocopium goreaui
Lineage: Eukaryota; Dinophyceae; Suessiales; Symbiodiniaceae
Source: the annotation of a GenBank genome assembly
AUGGGAAUGCAUGGUGACAAUUGGCGAUCGGUCCGCCCAGGGAAGAUCGAUUGGGACGAGCAGUUGGUUGCUACAGUGGCCUUGGACAUGUUGAACAGCAUCCCCAAUCGCGCUUUGAGCCUGAUCCGGAGUAGUGGCUUCAUGGGCGCCGACUUGGUGAAGACUGAGGAUGACGUAACCAGGCCAUCUUUUAAGGAGAUUGCCGGGAAUUACGUGUGGCUCAAACCGCUUUGCCACCACUUCAAAUCGAAAGUGCCUGGAGGUCUUUUCUUGACGGAUGUCAUGAUCUACCUCGAUGUUUUGAUCGGGGGCAACUUACUUUGCAAGCCGGGAGUUGAGAAGGUGGCACAAGCUGCAGAUGAGGCCAAGCGCCUUAAGCGGCUUAUGGGGGCCUUGCGCUACCUAUGGCGCAACAGCGACUCCAGUCAUUCCCCGCGGGUCACCGAGCUCAAGCUCAUGUUGGAACCGUCGCCACGUUGCGCCAGGGUUCAACGUCUUGCGCGAUUUUCUGAUGAUGCGAUUGCUGAAGCUGAGGCUGAGAGAAGUGAUGACGCUGGUGAACCUGCACUGCUCCCGGGGGGUGACCUUGCCAACCCUCCUGCAUCCCCAUGCCGUGAUGAUGAUGAUACGCUGGUCAUGGGUGCAGAUGGUGGUGCCGUCCCUGAUGUUGCCAACCUGCAUGACCUGGAAGAGGGGGAGAGCGGAGAAGAGUCUGAGCCCUGUGUGGAUGAGUGCGUGAAUGAUAGUGAGGCCGAGGAUGAUGUGCCGAACAUCGCAGCUGAUUCCAGUGGAAACACGUUGCACGGGUUCAACCUCAGGGCAUUGAAUGUGGGGCCGAUGCCGCCGACGCCUCCUGAUGAGGAUGAGUCAGAAGAUGAUUCCUCUUCCAGUGGAGAUGACUCCGGUGAUCAUGAUGGUGAGAAGGCUUCUGCCUUGGUCACGCCACCGCCGAAACGGCAUGCGACAACAGUGCCUGAUGAGAGUUCUAUCAAGAUGCGCAAGUUGGAGAAGAACAUGAAGAUGGGUGGGGGUGCGGGGUUGUCCAAGCCCAUUGCCGUUAUCGAGAAGGAGCCCAUGGAGAAUGAUGGGACAUCAUCGGAUUCUUCUGGUGAUACUGUAUGUGAGUCGGCCCAUUGGGAGAAUUAUUCCAAAGCCCAGAGGAAAUCAUGGAGAGAAACGACAAACCAGAUCUUGAAUGAGAACAACUUUUAUGAAGCUUUGGGCAUGAUGGGGGUGGACACGAAGAAGCCUACGAAGCCUACUUCCGUGGAGUCUGUCAAGAUGCCACCCUUGGAUCCCCCUACUUGGUUAAAUGAAGUGGCACAUGACUUGUUGGCUGAUGAGGCCCCUCACGUGGGCCCCCAGGUCAAUCCAAAGGCUGAUGUCAAGUCGAAGAAGAACAAGAAUGGCAAGAAACCCAAUCCGAAAGCAUCCUUCCACCGUCGCAAUGGUCGCUCAAAGGCCUCGUCGGCUGGGCAUGCUGAGCGUUGUGAGCUUCCUGAUGCUGGUCCUCCUGGGGCACGCCAUGAUGGUGGCCCAGCGGAUGACAUGCCAGGUGAUUUGAUGUACCAUGAGUACAACUUGACCCAGCUGGGGGUGCCGCGCAACGCUCUCCCAAGCCCGAACCGGCGCCAUUUGGGAAAGCACAGUUAUACCAUUGAGAAGGGCGGUCAGAAGAUCGAAUGCUUGUUGAAAUGCAAAGCUUUUUACGUGAGGGGACCCAACAAGGGUCAGGUCUCAUGGAAUAAGCAUGGGGGGAUUGUGUCGGCAUGGAUCACCGCUUGUGGCAAGGCGGGGAUCUUGCCCUAGACCCUUCGGAUUCUUGGGGUGCCAAAUAAGGCCCUUGGGGAUCCUUGGCUAUCUUCCUGGGAUGGCAGCUUUAGAGCUCAGGCUAGU